CCAAAAGUCUAAAGAUUGCUCCAUCUGGUAUGUUGUUUCGGACGGUGAGUCGAGGUUGCAAUACGUUUCUGCUUAUAAAAUCAUCAUCUUGGUCGAGUCUCUAUAUUCAUCUCCUCACACCAAGUUGAAGUCGUAAUCAUGACAAUCAAGCUGGACCAGACCCCGCACAAAGUGCAGGCCAACGGCCAUCCAGAGUCAUUCAUCUUCCACCGCUCACAACGCACCAAGCCGGCCAACAUAAUCUCUGGAUCGGGCAUCAAGUUUACUCUCGACAAUGGCAGAACCAUCAUCGACGCCUCCGCCGGGCCAGCGGUGGCAUGUCUUGGACACAGCGAACCGAGAGUCGCCCAAGCCGUCAUGCGUCAGAUGGAAUCCCUCUCCUAUGCCUACUCAAUGGGUUACACGACCGAUGCUGCCGAAGACCUUGCAGCACACGUCCUCCACAACCGACCCGGUGGACUCGGCAAGGCCAUCUUCGUCAACUCGGGCAGUGAAGCCACCGAUGCUGCUUUGAAGCUAGCAACGCAAUACUGGAUUGAAGCGGGCCGCCCGUCGAAAAAUCAAUUCAUUGCCAGAAAGCAGAGCUAUCACGGCAACACCCUCGGUGCGUUGUGUGUUUCCGGCCACGAAUCCAGACGCGAGUUCUACCAACCAUGGAUGUCGAAAAACGUGACCUUUGUCGACCCAUGCUACGCCUAUCGAGGCCAAGGUAGCGACGAAACAGAUGCACAGUACUUGCAGAGACUCGAGACUGAGCUCGAGGAGACCAUCGUUAGAAUUGGAUCCGACAACGUCGCAGCCUUCAUCCUGGAGACCAUCCCAGGCACCACACUAGGCUGCGUCCCUCCCGUCCCAGGCUACCUGAGCGCCAUGCGCCGCAUCUGCGACAAACACGGCAUCCUCCUCAUGCUCGACGAAAUCAUGUGCGGCAUGGGCAAAACAGGCAAAAUGCACGCCUGGGAGUGCGAGGGCGACUUCCGGGGUCCAGACAUCCAGACCAUCGGCAAGGCUCUCGGCGGCGGCUUCGUGCCCAUCUCUGGCGUUCUCGCUUCGCAGAAAAUCUUCGAUGCUAUUGCUCAGGGCUCUCAGACGCUCGCUCAUGGUCAUACGUUCCAGGCGCAUCCGAAUGCGUGUGCUGCUGCGUUGGAGGUGCAGAAAAUUAUCGCUGAGCGGGAUUUGUUGGGCAAUGUUGCGGCGAGAGGCGAGCAGCUGGAGCGGGAGAUGAAGGCGGAAUUGUCGUCUUUGCCGCAUGUUGGCAACAUCCGAGGAAGGGGUUUGUUCUGGGCGAUUGAGUUUAUGAAAGAUCCUGCUGCUCGCACGCCGUUUGCCAGGGGAAGCGGAUACUCGGAUCGCGUGGUUGAGGUUGCGCAGGGCCUUGGGCUGAAUAUUCUGGGCACGCUGGGUCACACGGGCGAGUAUCAUGUGGAGCAUGUGAUUAUUUCUCCGCCCUACAUCAUCUCUCAGGAGGAGGUGAGCGAGGUUGUGAGGCUUCUGAGGGAGACGAUUGUGGCUGUUGAUCAGGAGGGCAAAAAGUGGUGAACAUUCUAGCUGA
Neohortaea acidophila is the source of this 1552-nucleotide messenger RNA. Its product is annotated as pyridoxal phosphate-dependent transferase. NCBI's taxonomy places the organism in Eukaryota, Fungi, Ascomycota, Dothideomycetes, Mycosphaerellales, Teratosphaeriaceae. Gene Ontology annotation, cellular component: cytosol. Gene Ontology annotation, molecular function: pyridoxal phosphate binding; transaminase activity. The transcript has a single exon. The record is from RefSeq and is a predicted model, not a curated record. The coding region runs from base 139 to 1539 and encodes 466 amino acids.